Molecule: messenger RNA, 1619 nt
Organism: Sorex fumeus (smoky shrew)
Lineage: Eukaryota; Metazoa; Chordata; Mammalia; Eulipotyphla; Soricidae
Gene: ADRA2A
Product: adrenoceptor alpha 2A
Exons: 1
Coding region: 153-1598 (481 amino acids)
Biological process (GO): regulation of vasoconstriction; regulation of smooth muscle contraction; platelet activation
Cellular component (GO): membrane
Molecular function (GO): alpha2-adrenergic receptor activity
Source: RefSeq, a predicted model, not a curated record
GGCCCCCAGCGGCGCGGGCCCGGCCUCCGGGCGUCCCCCUCCGUAUGUGAGGCGCGGCGGGGCGAGCGGGGCUCAGGAGGAAGAGGAGGACCCACGGGCGCCGGGCCGGAAGGCAGCUGGCAGUAGGCCCAGGCGAGCGAGCACCCGCGUUCAUGUUCCGCCAGGAGCAGCCGCUGGCCGAGGGCAGCUUCACGCCCAUGGGCUCCCUGCAGCCGGACGCGGGCAACACGAGCUGGAAUGGGACAGAGGCGCCCGGGGGCGGCGUCCGGGCCACCCCCUACUCCCUGCAGGUGACGCUGACACUGGUGUGCCUGGUCGGCCUGCUCAUGCUGCUCACCGUGUUCGGCAACGUGCUGGUCAUCAUCGCCGUGUUCACCAGCCGCGCGCUCAAGGCGCCCCAAAACCUCUUCUUGGUGUCGCUGGCCUCGGCCGACAUCCUGGUGGCCACGCUCGUCAUCCCCUUCUCGCUGGCCAACGAGGUCAUGGGCUACUGGUACUUCGGCAAUUUGUGGUGCGAGAUCUACCUGGCGCUCGACGUGCUCUUCUGCACCUCGUCCAUCGUGCACCUGUGCGCCAUCAGCCUGGACCGCUACUGGUCCAUCACGCAGGCCAUCGAGUACAACCUGAGGCGCACGCCGCGCCGCAUCAAGGCCAUCAUCGUCACGGUGUGGGUCAUCUCGGCCAUCAUCUCCUUCCCGCCGCUCAUCUCCCUCGACAAGGGCGGCGGCGGCGGCGGCGCGGGCGGCGGCGGCGGCGGGCAGACGCCCGCCGAGCCCCGGUGCGAGAUCAACGACCAGAUGUGGUACGUCAUCUCGUCGUGCAUCGGCUCCUUCUUCGCGCCCUGCCUCAUCAUGAUCCUGGUCUACGUGCGCAUCUACCAGAUCGCCAAGCGCCGCACCCGCGUGCCGCCCAGCCGCCGCGGCCCGGACCCCGCCGCCGCCGCCAACGCCACCGCCGCCGCCGCGCCGCCGGGGGGCGCCGAGCGCCGGCCCAACGGCCUGGGCCCCGAGCACGGCGUGCUGGGGCCGGGGGGCGCCGAGGCCGAGCCGCUGCCCACGCAGCUCAACGGGGGCCCGGGGGAGCCGGCGGCCACCGGGAUGCGCGACGCCGACGCGCAGGACCUGGAGGAGAGCUCGUCGUCCGAGCACGCCGAGCGGCCCCCGGGGUCCCGGCGCUCGGAGCGCGGCCCCCGGGCCUCGGGCAAGGCCCUCGCGGGCCACGGGAAGCUGGGGGACAGCCUGCCGCGGCGCGGGCCCGGGGCCGGGGGCUGCGCGACGCCGGUGGCCGGGGCGGCCGAGGAGCGCGGCGGGGUGGCCAAGGCGUCGCGCUGGCGCGGGCGGCAGAACCGUGAGAAACGCUUCACGUUCGUGCUGGCCGUGGUCAUCGGCGUGUUCGUGGUGUGCUGGUUCCCCUUCUUCUUCACCUACACGCUCACGGCCGUCGGCUGCUCGGUGCCGCGCACGCUCUUCAAGUUCUUCUUCUGGUUCGGCUAUUGCAACAGCUCGCUGAACCCCGUUAUCUACACCAUCUUCAACCACGACUUCCGCCGCGCCUUCAAGAAGAUCCUCUGUCGGGGGGACAGGAAGCGGAUCGUGUGAGCCGAUCGUCCACGCCGCCCG